AUGCAUCUCCAAACAUAUCUCCCAGCUGUCAUGCUGGCUCUGUCAGCCAGCGCAGUAGCCGGUUCCGUAGCCCCUACUCCAACCACCUUCGCCACAGCAGCAGCACGCAACCUCGAACCACGUCAAGUCGUCACAGUGUCCCAAGACAACCCCCCAAAACACUCACCCAUCUGGGGACCGGUGGUUUCAAAAAAUGAUGUCCUCCUCUCCAGAUCCACCCUGUCAAACUGGUUCACGUUCCUCGAAAUGGAAUGUGAAGGGUUCAAGUGGGAAGGUGACUACGGCUUGCGAAAAGCACCUGACUGCGUGUUUCAUCACACGGGCAGGAUGAAGCAGAUGUGUGAUGUGAUAGAGCGUCCGGAUCAUCCUCUGUGUAUGAAGGAGUAUGUAGAGUUGUACGCGCCCAAACAGUUCAAGUGGAAGACGGGCGGCGAUGAUGAGGUACCGGAUGAUGUUGUGCCAGUCGGAGACGAACCGGUUGGUACUCCACCAGCCGAUGGUGGAGAGGAUGCUUGA
Aureobasidium pullulans EXF-150 is the source of this 516-nucleotide messenger RNA. RefSeq lists its product as uncharacterized. The record is from RefSeq and is a predicted model, not a curated record. Lineage: Eukaryota; Fungi; Ascomycota; Dothideomycetes; Dothideales; Saccotheciaceae. Bases 1 to 516 code for a protein of 171 amino acids. The transcript is spliced from 2 exons.